This is a messenger RNA of Trichoplax adhaerens, 690 nucleotides long. RefSeq lists its product as uncharacterized. Gene Ontology annotation, biological process: amino acid transmembrane transport. The transcript has 10 exons. Lineage: Eukaryota; Metazoa; Placozoa; Uniplacotomia; Trichoplacea; Trichoplacidae. The record is from RefSeq and is a predicted model, not a curated record. Bases 1 to 690 code for a protein of 229 amino acids. Gene Ontology annotation, molecular function: amino acid transmembrane transporter activity.
AUGUGUGCUAUACGAUUAGCAGAUUUAUCUUCUUACGGAUUUCAUAAGAGUGAUGAAGGUGGAAAUGGAGAUCAAGUUAAAAGUGGAAUUGCAUUAAGUUCCUUUAACUUCAUCAAUUCUAUCAUUGGAGCAGGAGCUUUAGGAAUGCCUUAUGCAAUGAAACAAGCUGGGCUAUUUCUAGGAAUUUUAUUGUUAACUAUGAUGGCUGUUAUAACAGAUUUUACUGUUAUACUAUUAGUUGAAAGUGGUUCCAUGGCUGGUCAAAGUUCCUAUGUGGGUUUAAUGAAAUCAACGUUUGGAAAUAUCGGUUAUGGAUUAGUCCUUUCAUGUCAAUUCAUAUUUCCAUUCUUAGCAAUGAAUGGGUAUGCUGUUAUUGUUGGUGAUUCACUGGUUAAAUUUUUCCAGCUUGUUGGCGCCGAAUCAACUAUUUUAACCAAUCGACAAUUUGUUAUUGGCAUUUCCAUUUUAUUGAUAAUGACGCCAUUAUGCUUGCUGAAGAAAAUUUCAAAGCUGGGCAUGGCCUCGUUUUUUUCACUAAUUUGUGUCGGUGCGGUUAUUGUCACUGUUUUUAUAAGAUUAGCCACUCUUGGUCCUGAUAUACCACACACCGAAGGAGCUUUCAAUUUCGCUCACGAAAACGUACCUCAGGCGAUUGGUGUAAUGGCUUUUGGUAAGGGUUUUGCAUAUUAA